CUGCCGCCGCUCUCCAAGGAUUCCUCUCGCCACUUAAGUCCUCAACAUGGACCCAAAGGGCCCGGGGGCCACCUUCAAGAGGUCCUCCCUCAAACGCAGCACGUCCGGCUCUCAGAAGGCGCAGAGAGCUUGGAUUGAAAGGACUUUUCUUAAAAGAGAAUGUAUUCAUAUAUUUCCCAGCAAGGAUCCAACCAGAUGUGCCUGUGGUCAGCUGACAACGCAGCACGUGGCCAUCCCUCCCGGUGCCAACUCGCUAGAAGAAGCACAUCAGCUGGUGCAGAUUGACACCCCGAAAGACAAAUGGAGCGUGAUCAAACACACCAGGACGUAUCCAACAGAUUCCUUUGGGAUCAUCGAGUUCCAGGGAGGAGGAUUCAUCAACAAGGCCAUGUACAUCCGGGUAUCGUACGACACCAAACCCGACAACCUCUUACAUUUGAUGGUGAAGGACUGGCAGCUGGAGCUUCCCACCUUGCUCAUAUCGGUUCACGGAGGUCUGCAAAACUUCGACCUCCAGCCCAAACUGAAGCAGGUGUUCGGUAAAGGCCUGAUCAAAGCCGCCGUCACCACCGGAGCUUGGAUCUUCACGGGCGGAGUCAACACCGGUGUGAUCCGUCACGUAGGAGAUGCCUUAAAGGACCAUUCCUCCAAAUCACGAGGAAAGGUUUGUGCAAUAGGAAUUGCACCGUGGGGCAUCUUGGAAAAUAAGGAGGAUCUAAUCGGAAAAGAUGUGACCAGACCUUAUCAAACCAUGGCGAAUCCCCUCAGCAAGCUGGCCGUGCUCAACAACAGCCACUCCCACUUCAUCCUCACCGACAACGGCACGUGUGGGAAGUACGGCUCUGAGGUCAAACUCCGCCGGCUGCUGGAGAAGCACAUCUCCUUGCAGAAGAUCAACACUCGUUUGGGUCAGGGCGUCCCACUGGUGUGUCUGAUAGUGGAGGGAGGUCCAAACGUGAUCUCCAUCGCCCUGGAGAGCCUGCGGGACGAGCCCCCCAUCCCCGUGGUGGUGUGCGACGGCAGCGGCCGUGCGUCCGACAUCAUUUCCUUUGCACACAAGUUCUCUGAGGACGGAGGGCUCGUCAAUGAUGAUGUUAGGGACCAACUUUUGGUAACUAUUCAGAAGACGUUCAAUUAUAGCAAAAGCCAGUCGCAGCAGAUCCUCCUCAUGGUGAUGGAGUGCAUGAAGAAACGGGAGCUGAUCACAGUUUUUCGGAUGGGUUCAGAGGGACAGCAGGAUAUUGAAAUGGCCAUCCUCACUGCCUUGCUUAAAGGCACAAAUGCCUCUGCAGCGGACCAGCUGAGCUUGGCUCUGGCCUGGAACAGAGUCGAUAUCGCUCGCAAUCACAUCUUUGUUUAUGGACACAAUUUACCACCUGCCGGUGCCAUCGCCAACACUACAACCCAUGCAGCUCCAUCGCAGGAGAAACAGAAGAGUCCUGCCAGUGCUCCUCGCAACAAAACUGGACGAGGCAAAAAGGGGAAGGGAAAAGGAAAAGCAAAACCUGAGCCUCCCGAGGAGACAGAUCCCAGGAAACUGGAGCUGAUUCGCUGGGUGAACUCUCUGGAGCAGGCUAUGAUGGAUGCUCUGGUACUGGACAGAGUGGACUUUGUUAAACUGCUCCUGGAGAAUGGAGUCAACAUCCACCACUUCCUCACCAUUCCCAGGCUGGAGGAGCUGUACAACACGAAACUUGGCCCGGCAAACACACUGCAUGCUGUAGUGAGGGACGUCAAAAAGGGAAACCUUCCUCCAGACUAUCAGAUCACUUUGAUUGACAUCGGUCUGGUGCUGGAGUACCUCAUGGGUGGAGCUUACAGGAGCAAUUACACCAGGAAGGCUUUUCGAAACCUCUACAAUAAUUUGUAUGGACUAAAACGGCCAAAAGCACUGAAGCUUCUAGGAAUGGAGGACGACGAGCCGAGGACUAAGGGGAAGAAAAAGGCAAAAAAGAAGAAAGAGGAAGAGGUGGAGAUCGACGUGGAUGACCCUGAGGUGUGUCGGUUCAAGUAUCCCUUCCACGAGCUGAUGCUGUGGGCGGUGCUGAUGAAACGCCAGAAGAUGUCGUUGUUCCUCUGGCAGCGCGGCGAGGAGGCCAUGGCCAAGGCUUUGGUGGCGUGCAAACUGUAUAAGGCCAUGGCUCACGAGUGCUCCGAGAGCGAACUGGUGGACGACAUCUCCCAGGAUCUGGAGAACAACUCCAAAAUUUGGUCAGUUGGCCUAUGAGCUGUUAGACCAGUCCUACAAACACGACGAGCAGGUGGCCAUGAAACUCUUAACGUACGAGCUGAUUAACUGGAGUA
Molecule: messenger RNA, 2304 nt
Organism: Salarias fasciatus (jewelled blenny)
Lineage: Eukaryota; Metazoa; Chordata; Actinopteri; Blenniiformes; Blenniidae
Product: transient receptor potential cation channel subfamily M member 1-like
Exons: 17
Coding region: 47-2227 (726 amino acids)
Biological process (GO): monoatomic cation transmembrane transport; metal ion transport
Cellular component (GO): plasma membrane
Molecular function (GO): calcium channel activity
Source: RefSeq, a predicted model, not a curated record